CUUUGUUCAGUUGAUAUUUUUUUCUUCAUCACUUCAACAAUAUCAUGGCUUUAGCUCCCCAGUUCGCAGGUCAUCGCCUCGGUUCAAUUGCCGCUCCUCACACCUUUGAGAUCUAUUUGGACUAUGUUUGUCCCUUCUCUGCCAAGAUUUACAAAAAGAUUCGCGAGCAAGUGUGGCCGUAUGUGGACAAGACAUACCCUGCCAAAUUGCAGCUUAUUUUCCGCCAGCAAGUACAGCCGUGGCACGCGAGUUCGACAGUGGUCCAUGAAGCGGCUUUAGCUGUGGAGAAGAUCGAUACCACCAAAUUCUUUGACUUUUCGGACCAAUUGUUCGCUCGCCAAGCUGAGUUCUUUGACGAAGCCGUGGAGAACAAGACCCGUAAGCAAUUGGUGGAUCAGCUGUCUGAAAUGGCUGCAACGGUCGGUGUCUCGGCUGACAAGGUUCGCGAGUUGUUGAGCAAUGGCACUGGCGAACCCAAGAAUGUCGGCAACAAAGUAUCCAACGAUCUUAAAUUGCAAGUGAAGUUUGGUCGUCAAAACGGUAUUCACGUCAGCCCCACCGUGGUAUUCGAUGGAUUGCGGGACGAUUCCGUCUCGUCGAGUUGGGAAAUGUCUCAAUGGGAAGAAUACUUCAAGGCCAAAUUGUAAAAAAGCAGCCUUUAGGAACAUGAAUAGCUGGAAAAAAAAAAAGAUCUAGGCAUUGUAAUGGACUUGGGA
This is a messenger RNA of Radiomyces spectabilis, 716 nucleotides long. Its product is annotated as thioredoxin-like protein. The transcript has 5 exons. The record is from RefSeq and is a predicted model, not a curated record. The coding region runs from base 45 to 647 and encodes 200 amino acids. NCBI's taxonomy places the organism in Eukaryota, Fungi, Mucoromycota, Mucoromycetes, Mucorales, Radiomycetaceae.